AUGUCUCGUCUUGAUAGAUCGACUAGUCUAGAUUCACCUCCGGAAAAGACGAUUUUCCGUAUAGACCUCAAUGAUGAUCGUCCCCUCCCCUCAACAACCGCGUCCUUGUACGCUGCGAGUGAAGCAGGUGAUCUCGCGAUGCCUUCUGUACUGUUCCCAUCGAUGCGGUUGAUGCUGGCGGCCAUGUUGUGCUGCUGCUUCAUCACGCUAUCCAUUUCAAGUUCAAAUCUGGCCGUGGCACUCAUUUGCAUGACCUCCUGUCCUCACCACGGUUACGGUGGAGACCUUAAAUGGAAAACUGAGCAGGAAGGACUCGUUUUGGCCGCACAAAACGCUGGCUCACUGCUCACUUUAGUCACUGGUAUGUGGGCAGAUCGGCUUAACGGUAAAUGGAUGGUGUUCGUUGCCUUACUUCUCUGUUGUGUGGGCAACCUUGUGCUUCCCUUAUUUGCGGCUGAAUCCUUCUGGUUUGCUGUCAUUGCCAGAAUUGCCGUUGGAGCUUCCGAUGCGUGCUUGAUGCCAGCGUGUAAUUCGCUGAUAACGAGGUGCAAGAUGGUCCGCAAUCGAAUCGAGCUGAGCAGGACAAUACGGACUGAUCUCCGGAUGGACUGUCAGAUA
Molecule: messenger RNA, 618 nt
Organism: Ostertagia ostertagi
Lineage: Eukaryota; Metazoa; Nematoda; Chromadorea; Rhabditida; Trichostrongylidae
Source: the annotation of a GenBank genome assembly